GUUUGUUUCGGGAAGGCUGGGGAGCGCGGCGUGGCUGCUGGAGAGCUGACUCAUGGGCCGCGGUUGCUGGGAUUUGGUGCCUUUUUUCUACCUGGACCUCUGGUUCCUGACUGCCAGCCACGAGAUAUAUUUCCAGCUGACGGCCAGUCUGAGCACACGACUCCUGCGAAAGUGGUGAGGGCUGCCAACCCCAGGCAGCGGAAGGGAAGCAAGGUUGGUGACUUUGGUGAUGCUACAAAUUGGCCUACACCUGGAGAAAUAGCCCACAAGAGCGUCCAGCAGCCACACAAAGCUCCUUCCCUCCGAAAGCUGCCUGUCAAGAAAGACAUGAAAGAACAGGAGAAAGGAGAUGGGAGCGAUGGCAAAGAGAGCCUGAAAACCAAAUCGGAUGAGUCUGGGGAGGAGAAGAAUGGUGACGACGACAACCAGAAGUCAGCCCAGAAGAAGAAAGGCAACAAACACAAGUGGGUCCCUCUGCAGAUAGACAUGAAGUCCGAGGUGCCUCGGGACAAAACGGCCUCGCGGAACAACCGGCAGAACGAGCAGCACAGGCACCCCUCCAACAACCGCGGCGAGCUGAAAGGCUGGCACCCGGACAACAAGCACGAGCGCAGCUGGCAGGACCACGACGAGACCUCCAGCGUGAAGAGCGAGGGGGGAGCCGUGCGAGGAGCCUUCCGCGGCCGAGGCAGGGGCCGUGGCAGGGGCCGGGGCCGCGGCAGAGGAGCGCACUUUGACUACCAGUAUGGGUACCGGAAAUUUGAGGGCUCGGACGGCUCUCGCACCCAGAAGUACGCUAGCAACAUCACUUACUACUUCGACAACAUCAGCAGCACCGAGCUCUACAGCGUGGACCAGGAACUGCUCAAGGACUACAUCAAGCGCCAAAUAGAAUAUUACUUCAGCGUGGACAACCUGGAGCGAGAUUUCUUCCUGCGUCGCAAGAUGGACUCGGAUGGCUUCCUGCCCAUCACCCUGAUUGCCAGCUUCCACCGGGUGCAGGCGCUGACCACUGACAUCAGCCUCAUCAUCAAGGCCCUGAAGGACAGCAAGGUGGUGGAAAUCGUGGACCAGAAGAUCAGAAGAAAAGAGCAGCCAGAAAAAUGGGCUCUGCCUGGCCCUCCCAUGGCAGACUACACACAGACGGACUUCUCGCAGUUCAUCAACUGCCCUGAGUUUGUGCCCCGGCAAAGCUUCCAGAAGGAGACAGAGUCUGCUCCUGGCUCCCCGCGUCCUGCCAGCCCGGUGCCCACCAAGUCGGAGGAGGUCAGUAACCUGAAGACGAUGCCCAAGGGCCUGUCCGCCAGCCUGCCGGACCUGGAUUCAGAGACGUGGAUCGAAGUGAAGAAGAGGCCUCGGCCCUCUCCCGCCAGGCCCAAGAAACCGGAGGAGUCAAAGACCCCGCAGCAGCAGAAGCAAAAGGACCAAGAUGAACCUGAAGAGUUGGAUUUCCUCUUUGACGAGGAGAUGGAGCAGAUGGACGGCCGCAAGAACACGUUCACCGACUGGUCAGACGAGGAUUCGGAUUAUGAAAUCGAUGAUCGGGAUGUGAACAAGAUCCUCAUCGUGACGCAGACGCCUCCUUACCUGCGCCGGCAUCCUGGCGGGGACCGGACUGGCAACCAUACAUCCAGGGCUAAAAUGAGCUCAGAGCUGGCCAAGGUGAUCAACGAUGGGCUGUAUUACUACGAGCAAGACCUGUGGACGGAGCAGUUUGAGCCAGAGUACUCGCAGAUCAAGCAAGAGGUGGAGAACUUCAAGAAGGUGAACAUGAUCAGCAGGGAGCAGUUCGAUACCCUGACCCCAGAGCCCCCCGUGGAUCCAAACCAGGAGGUCCCUCCUGGCCCCCCCAGGUUCCAGCAAGUACCCACAGACGCGUUGGCUAACAAGUUGUUUGGAGUCCCUGAACCUUCCACCAUCGCCCGGUCUUUGCCUACAACCGUACCAGAAUCACCCAACUAUCGCAACGCCAGGACCCCCCGGACCCCUCGCACGCCUCAGCUGAAGGACCCGACCCAGACCCCCCGGUUCUACCCGGUGGUGAAGGAGGGCAGGACAAUAGAUGCCAAGACCCCACGGAAGAGGAAGACGAGGCACAGUUCAAACCCCCCGAUGGAGUGCCACGUGGGCUGGGUGAUGGACUCGCGGGAGCACAGGCCCCGAACCGCCUCUAUCAGCUCCAGCCCCUCAGAGGGCACCCCAGCUGUCGGAAGCUACGGCUGCACCCCGCAGUCCUUGCCCAAGUUCCAACACCCUUCCCACGAGCUGCUCAAGGAGAACGGCUUCACGCAACAUGUCUACCACAAGUACCGUCGGCGCUGCCUUAACGAGCGGAAACGACUGGGCAUUGGUCAGUCCCAGGAGAUGAACACGCUCUUCCGGUUCUGGUCCUUCUUCCUACGAGAUCACUUCAACAAGAAAAUGUAUGAGGAGUUCAAGCAGCUGGCUGUGGAGGAUGGAAAGGAGGGAUACAGGUACGGUCUGGAGUGCCUUUUCAGAUACUACAGCUAUGGGCUGGAGAAGAAAUUCCGGCCAGACAUAUUUAAGGACUUUCAAGAAGAGACCAUCAAGGAUUAUGAAGCUGGACAGCUCUACGGGCUGGAAAAGUUCUGGGCCUUCCUAAAAUAUUCCAAAGCCAAAAACCUGGACAUCAACAGCAAACUGCAAGAAUACCUCAGCAAGUUCAAGCGCCUCGAGGACUUCCGAGUGGACCCACCCAUGGGAGAGGAAGGCGGACACAAGAGAUACCCGACGACAUCAGGGGGAGACGGCAGGAAGCGCUACCCAUCCCAGUCUUCCAGCAAAACGGUCAGCCAGUGCCCAGCCAGCCAAGCCCACGCCUCGCCCAGCCAGCCUGCACAAGAGGAUGCCAAAAACCUGAGCCAGCAAGUCCCUGCCCCUGCAGCCGCAGAAUUGCAGACAGUGGGGAAGUAGAGGGGCUGCAGCUUCUGCUUCCCUCCGGGAGACGGGGUGGGUUGGUGGGGGACUGGCUCGGAGAAGGGGAGCCCCGAGGGGUGGGACAGGAAGGGAGUUGGAAUGUGGGUGCCCAGGAAUAGGCUGCUGGGGAGAAACUUCAACGCACACGAUUUUUUCUCUUGUGGUUGGAAAGCAAAGACGAUCCGCAUCUAAAACACCGUUUUGCUAUUACAAACCUGACCAGAGCCAGACCCACCCCCUCCAGCCCCACCCUCUGCUUUUCUUUACCGCCCCUUCCCUCUUGUGCACACACUCAUGUCUUAGUGUCUCUUUAAAAAAAUGUUCUGGCUGGGUUGGAAAGGGGAGAUUUUUUUAUUAUUAUAUAUAUAUAUCAAGUUUUAAAUUAUUGCUAGAAGUUCGUCCAGAUUUACCAAAACAAAUCUGCUCUCUGUGGCCCCGACGACUCCCCUCUGUGUCUCCCCCUUGGACCGCUUGCAGCCUGAUCAGGAAGCUCGGACGAGCGAGGUUCCCCGCCAGGGACCGAAGCCGCAGCGUGUUGCGGCGCUGCGGAGCCUCUGAUCUCCGUGACCCGGCUGACAGCUCCCAUUCCACGCACGGCGCUGCCUCGCCAACACCGACCACCGCAAAAGGAACGUGGCCCUCAUCGUCCUCCCGGUCCCUCCUCCCCAGCGUCUUCGUCUCCAACCUUCCUGGGGGUCUGGCUCUCCCUCCGCCCGUCUCUCCCUUCCGUCACGGACGUUUUGAAUCAACCAAAGGACCUUUGCCAAGGAUGGGUUUGUUCUGACUCCUUCCUGCGAGGACGGCGUGGGGGGGGCAGCAGGCGCCUGGACUCGAGCCUGUGUGGACAGUGCACCCGCCUCCCCAGGGCUGCUCGUCGCACGCAAAGACAGGACUUUGCCGAAGGAGGCUUUCUCUUCCUUUUCCCUUGGAAAAAUGAAACAACCAAGAAAAAAAAAAAACACAUAAAACCCCCUAAAACAAACAAACAAAAGACUUUGAAUAGACACAUCUCCCUUUGCUUUCUUCCUUGGAAAUAUUAAUUGAAGAAAAAAACAAAACAAACAAACAAAAAAAAAAACACAAAAAAAUACAAAAAAGAAAAAAGAAAACAAAAAAAAAAACACAAAACAAAAAAAAAAAGUUGCCUUAUGGUGGAGCUGGAACAGGGAGGCUCGCUGGCUUCCCAUGCCCCGGGGUGCACUGGGCACUCUGCCUGCCCGCCCAGAGACUCCUCACGGCCCCCCUGCCGAGCCGAGCUUUCUCGCGGCCUCUCCUCCAUCCCGCACUCGCUCGGACCUCGCUCAGAUGCACCCUGCUGUGGAGAACCCCCCUGCCGGCCCUGCUCCUGCAGGGGUAGGUGCUGAGGGCUGUCAAAUCCAAGACUUGUGCUCGGGAAGUAGUUGAAGCCGCUCUGUUGUGUAUAUACCAUUGUAGCAUCCUCCCCAUGAUGGUGACUGUGUUCGGGGCCUCGCUCAGCCUCCUGCGGGCAGCCUUGGGGGGCAAGCAGGGACGUCCAGUGGGCAGCCGGGGGACUCCUUGCCAUGUCUGUAGCCCGAUGAAUGGUGUGGCUCCCGUGGCUGGGGCGCUGCUGGUGGCACUCGCUCGGGGUCCCAGCGGGUACCUCUGUCCUGGGGUUCAUCGCACAUCUCGUCUCAGCAGGAGGCUGCGCUGAGCCCUCUGAGGGCUGUGACAACGCCCUGCUGCUGUCCCUUGCUCGGCUGAGGUGAGGGGGUGCCCGCAGAGCUGCUGCACCUUGUCCUGGGCUCCUCUGUGUGGCACCAGGGGGGCUUCGGCCGGCAAAUCCCUCCUGAGUUGUGCUCCCUCGAAAGCGUGUGGCUGGGGGCAGGUGCUGGGGCGAGAUCCGUGCCCAGGGUCCAGAAGCAGCGCUGGGAGGUUGUGCCCCUGCUGCGAGGGUGGAAGCUCCUCUUCAGCGAGCUGUGCUUGCCUCGCUGCUGCUGUGCUGUCUCCUGGGUCAGGAUGCGUGCUUUGCAGCUGGCUUGGUCGUGGCUCCGGCGUGCUGGCCUCACGUACCGCGAGUGUGCUCCUGCACAUGGUGGCUACUGGAAGAUGCAGCUCAUCGCGUUACCCUCUGCAAAAUCCAGAGCUGGUAACGAACAGCAUCUUCCCGAAGUAUCUGCUCGAUACAGUGCUGCAUCUGGUAGCUGGAGGAAGGAGUCACCUCUCCAGGGCUGCCUCCAUACGGCUAUGGGGCUGGUGGACCAGAGCAGCCAGGAGCUGGGAGCAGGCCUCGGGGUGUUGAGCAUGGGCACGUUGGCCAGAGCAGAGCAGCCAGCGGGGAGCCGGAGGUCAGGGGUGGCUGUGGAUGCUUGCUGGGCCGUGUUACCACCUUCUGAGCUGCCCCUGUGCCGAACGUGCUGCUCUGGCAGGUGGGAAGGGAGGAGCGGGGCUGGGCCGCAUGGAGCAGCUUCGUGACCUGCUGCUAGUAACUGAAAGCACAGCUUGGGUUUGAGGCUGGGUAGCUGCUACUUCGCCAUUUCCUCCUAGUGUGAUCCUGUUCUGGUUCGUCUGUCACUACCACGCCAUCCUGCAGCUCGGUACCGCUUGGAGGCCCCGUUCAGGGCACGAAGGUGCCCAAGCCAUCGGCGUGCUCCGUAUCCGCAGCAGCGCCCCGGGGGCUCGGAGCAGUACCCAGGCCGGGCUGGCAAGUAAUGUCUGUACAGCGCUGCGGCCUUGACUGUUACCUCCAAAUUUCUCUUCUCUUGUGAGCCAGAGUCAGAUCUCUAAUGUUACGGAUGUGGCAGGGUUCGACCCUGAUUUGGGAAGGAGGCGCCUUGGAGGCUGAACCUGGGGGUUGGCUGAGGAUGUUGGAGAUGUUUUGCUGGUCGUUCGCAAGUGGAAGCGGGUUCGAAUGUGCCACAGGUGGUCCUUGCUGCUGUGUUCCCUGUAUUCCUCUCGUUGGUGCAUGUUCUCUUCAGAAGCCAGUUGUCUGCUUUUGAGCAGGGAACAAAAUAGGAAAGUAGGAGAAGCGAGCUCCUGCUGCGGAGGUGUUCCUUGUGGAGCAGACUGUGGAAUUGUCAGGGUGGUAGAAAAGGCUGAGAAACGUCCCAGAGAACUUCCCAAAUCCUGAAUUGAUUUUAAAUUAUUCUUCCUUUAAUUUCUAAGGCUAAGACCGUGUAGUCCUGGCACAGAAGACCUUUUCCCCCCUCAUAGUCAGUGGCUUGUUGCAUCAGUGUAGCUGAGGGCCCUGUUGGGCUGCUGGCCGCAUUUGUGUGCCAGCGGCCUUGGUUAGAGGCCACGUGCUGCCGUGUGCCUUGCUCUGUCCUCUGUGUGGGACAGCAGCACCUCCAGGGAGUGAAGGGGAGAUGGCAGGGAGGGAAAGAAGCAGCCCCAGGCAGCUGUAGCUGGCUCCCGGGGCAGCAGGGCCUGCAGGCCGCCACCGAGCAGGGCCGCGGUGCCUGCCGGGCCCAGCCCCACACAGGGCUGGCUCCGUGAGGCACGUGGACACCUUGUGGGGCCGGGACUGCUGUGGUGUGGUCAGGGCUGGCCUGUGGGGCUGCAGAGGUGUUUCUUCUCCCUCACAAAACGUGUUGGUGCCAUACAUCAGGCAGCGCAUGCGGCUUGCCGCACUGCGCCCCCAGGGAAGGCAGGCAGCUGUCCGGAGAGGGGCUUGGCUUUUGAGGAAGCUUUGCCCUCCUGCUGAGGAAGGAGUUUGGCCUUGCUUUAGCUUGGAUGCUUCACCACAAUCAUAUUUCGUAAUUACUAUUAUUACUGUUUUUUAAUUUUAAUGGCCUGGGUGAUCAGGCACGCUUAUCGCCGUGACUGCAAUGCUGCUUGCUGACCCGCUGCGCAGUUCGUGGUGGCAGCACCAGGCUGGUGCCCAGCCACUGGCACAGCCGGAGGGAGCCCUGGCUGCUGGUGCAAAGUUUAGGGCGGCUGGGUGAGCACACCCUGUCUCCCCCCGGCUGCUGUGUGAGCCCUCUCCUCACCAAGGUCCUGUACAUCCAACCCCCUUUGGGGCACGGGCACCUGGGACAGGUCCAGACUUCUGGUGCGGGUCAGUGGGUGGAGGUGGAUGGUUUGUUUCAGAGGAGGCUUUGUUGCUUGGCCACGCUCAUUUGAAAAAGAAAAAUAAUAAUAAUAAUGCUGCUGCUCCAUUUGCUUGCCUGUCCCUCUCCCUGCUGAGUCCCUCGGACCCCUCCCCAUUGGCAGCCUUUCUCUGCAGCCCCUGGGUUCCCUCGAGUUUUGGCAACUGCUCGUUUUGCUUCGGCCUGGUUGCCUGUACUGUACGGGAUGAGGCGUUAACCUCGGUGUCCUGCCACGUGUCUGUGCGCUCAGCAUCGUAGUGCGGAGGGGGCCUUUGAGCUGUUAAUGCCUUUCCAGUUAUUUUAUCAAAAGGAAAAAAGAAAAAAAAA
Molecule: messenger RNA, 7310 nt
Organism: Oxyura jamaicensis (ruddy duck)
Lineage: Eukaryota; Metazoa; Chordata; Aves; Anseriformes; Anatidae
Gene: LARP1
Product: La ribonucleoprotein 1, translational regulator
Exons: 20
Coding region: 328-2934 (868 amino acids)
Biological process (GO): positive regulation of translation; mRNA stabilization
Cellular component (GO): cytosol; cytoplasmic stress granule
Molecular function (GO): RNA cap binding
Source: RefSeq, a predicted model, not a curated record